CCUUCAUUUUCACUCCCUUCUCCCUUUCUCUCUGCUGUUUCUCGAAACACCUCCCAAGUUCCAACCUUCUUCUUCUUCUUCUUCCAGCUAUGGCGUUUGCUCGCUGCUUGCUCCCUCUUCCUCUCGAGACUUUGAAGCAUCCCACUCCUUUAAUUUUCGCUUCUUCUUCUUCUUCUUCUUCUUCUUCUUCCACUCAAUGUUCUUUCACUGUCGCGUUUAAUUCCGCUUCUCGUCAGCGCGGUGAUUUUAAUCUCCCAAUCUCCACUCUCUGCUGCAAAAUGGGCCAUCGCGUGAAAGCCAAGCCACAUGAUUCGGAAGCAACAGUAGUUGCCGGCUCCUUCACUGAAUUCAAACACCUGCUGCUUCCAAUAACUGAUCGCAAUCCUUUUCUUUCAGAGGGAACGAGACAGGCUAUUGCUACUACUGCUGCUUUGGCAAAGAACAAUGGAGCUGACAUAACAGUAAUCUUGAUUGAUGAAAAGCAGAAAGAAUCGUUUCCAGAGCACGAGAACCAACUCUCGAGCAUUCGUUGGCAUUUGUCUGAAGGUUUGUAGAUGUACAUCACUCUU
Messenger RNA from Cucurbita pepo subsp. pepo (vegetable marrow), 569 nucleotides. The record is from RefSeq and is a predicted model, not a curated record. NCBI's taxonomy places the organism in Eukaryota, Viridiplantae, Streptophyta, Magnoliopsida, Cucurbitales, Cucurbitaceae.